AAAACUUACACCACCACCACCGAAAAUAGAUCAACGUCAGCUGAAGAAGCUAUCACCAACGUUCUUUAUAAUACGCCAACGACUCCAUCAUCAUCUCCGAAACGACAUGCAUUAAACUGUUUGGUACAAAAUAAAUUUAAUGUAUUGGGUAGAAUUAGUGAUGUUGUUGUUGUUGAGCAAUCUAGAAGACGAUUAGAAGAUUUGUUCUUGAUUACAACUGUUAUGUGGAAGAGAAAUGUUAUUGGCAAAAAUGUCUAUCUUGGGAUCAAUGAACAAUUGGCUUUAAUUAAACAUGUGGGAUACGAUGAUCAAUUUAUACCUGAAACUGAUUUAGAGAUGUUUCAUCUUAAUGAUGAUAAUAUUGAUGAUGCAAAGCCACGUAUGCCAUCAUCAGUUUUAUGUCCUUGA
Molecule: messenger RNA, 408 nt
Organism: Entrophospora candida
Lineage: Eukaryota; Fungi; Glomeromycota; Glomeromycetes; Entrophosporales; Entrophosporaceae
Source: the annotation of a GenBank genome assembly